Molecule: messenger RNA, 501 nt
Organism: Punctularia strigosozonata HHB-11173 SS5
Lineage: Eukaryota; Fungi; Basidiomycota; Agaricomycetes; Corticiales; Punctulariaceae
Exons: 2
Coding region: 1-501 (166 amino acids)
Biological process (GO): regulation of transcription by RNA polymerase II
Cellular component (GO): nucleus
Molecular function (GO): DNA-binding transcription factor activity, RNA polymerase II-specific; RNA polymerase II cis-regulatory region sequence-specific DNA binding
Source: RefSeq, a predicted model, not a curated record
AUGGAUCCAUCGCUACACCUGGGCCCGUCCUCGGCGUUCGAUAUCGAGCGGCCGGCCUCCUCUCGCUCAGAGACCGCCAGCGUGGGCUCUAGCAACCGUUCCUCCGUCUCGCCUGGCCGAGCACCGUCUAGCUGCUCCACCCACUCCGCUUCCGUCAGCGAAGCAGGCUCGGACCACGCGGCUGCCCUAUCGUCCGUGGCCGAAGAGAACCUGGUCGUUCCUGGAAUCGACGGCAGACCGUUCAGGGUCGCCAAGCUCAAGGUCACCAGCAACGCGACUAGGGCGGCUAGCGAGCGGAGGAGAACGAAGGACGCUAUAUUUGCGUGUCCGAUCGAGAGCUGCGGGAAAAGGUUCACGACGAAGAAUAAUCUCAUAGGCCAUGUCACCGCUCAUCAGGGUCUGAAGCCCCGGAAAUGUCCCUUUCCUGGAUGCGACCAGGCUUUCGCGAGGCAGUCCGACUGCAAACGACACGAGCGAAAACACUACGAGAAGGCGAUGUGA